UUAUAAUCCUGGGUCGUGGUAAUCGUCGGUUCAAAUGUUGCACAUUUCUAUGUUUCAUGCAUUUGAAUAGUAAAUGUAUACGGGUGUAUGAUAUAAACUGAUCCAACGGAUGAUUCUCAUAUGUUAACCCAUUGUAGACAAUGAGCUACAGCCGAUGGCCCACUACUUCGCCCGUAUCGGGAAUCUCUGCAGCUACAUCGUCAUAUGACCCUAUGGUGAUUCCUACAAAUGACGCUACUACUGCUGCCAUGCUGCAGAGGACGAUGCAAAAAAACUCUGAUCGAUCGCAUCCGGCAGAGGGUUCAAUGUCAAUACUACAACGUUAUAAUGGUGCAUUGGAGAUGCUCCGCAACAGGCUCUGGAAUAGUACGGCAAAGGGCAAUUUAUCAUUUGAAGAACCUGAUGACGGAGAGCCGACUUCUUCCGAGCUCCCUUGGAAUGACGGUGAUGAUUCACAUAUAAUAUCUGUAGAGCGAGAUCUUAGCGUGCGCAGUGCAUUGCGUUUAAAGCACCUUUUACAAAGUGGCAAUACCGUUCCUUCUGCAGUAUUAGAUGCGGUAUUAUCACACGAUAAGGUUGUUCAUCGGCUUCGUAGUUUGAAUGAUAUUUUCACUUUUGGGAAGCGGCUCUAUUUACCUGAGGAAGAAAUGGAUAUUAAUGUGAUCAAUGCUAUUCGCACCGCUCUACCUCUUUUCAACGGUUCUUGCGUACCUCUUGUUAUGUGGCCUUCUACGGAUCCAUCUCUUCACGACAAUGAGCGCGUGCGCAUUGAGGAGUCCACUGUGUUUGAGGCUUUACAGAUAUACUGUCUGCACAAGCAUAACCGUGAGGUUUACAUUGAGAGAAGCCGUUCAUCCGCUAGCAUGAAUGAAUCUAGUGGUUCGUUGGCGAUAGACAUGACCGACGUUGUUGUUGUCCGUGAGAUCUCAGAUACCAUAUUGGACGAGCUCUUGGCUACGUUAUGGACUUUAGGUUAUUUAGCUCUGCAGAUGCAUCCUGUAGGUUCUGACCAGUUGCGACCUUACGCAUGUGCGAUUUUAUCAAAUCCUGAAGAAAUCGUGUCCCGUCUAUGGAAAAUGUAUUUAUCGUUUACCGAACACCUCAAGCUGCGAUUCCUUCACAUUAAGGAUGUGGAUGUUUCAUUAAAGGAUAACUUGCAUGGUCGUCUGAUAGUCGAGGCCCAUCGAGUGGCGAUUUUACAAUGUGCCAUUGUCAAGACUCUUUUGGAUAUACACAUCGGAACCAGAAAUAUGACAUUAGAGGAGUAUCAGCGUUAUGCAACUCACUUUGAGAGUCGCAACUUUACAGGUGCUUUUGCUAUAGUUCGCAAUGUGAUGGGCGACGACGACUCUAAAGGUUCACAGCUUUUGAACCAUGCUAUUCACGAAUUACAAGCUCUUGGUACUAUGUUGCUUAGUAGUUUCUUUUUGUACAGAGGUUUCGGUGCUGAUAAGAUAUCAUCAUGCGACAAUUCUUUCGUGUCAGAAGCUACUACGUAUAUGUAUUCACAGUUGACUCUUAUGGAUAAUGGUGACACUAAUAAAUCCAGAGCCAUGUUGAUAUUUGCCUUUACUGGUUUUUUGAAGAAUUUAUCUAUUGGUGAUUCUGCUUGCAAUGCUGAUCUUCAGUUCAUUGAAAAAGCUUCUGCUCAUCUAGAGAGUUACGUUUCCAGUUUGGAAUGGUUGGCGUUAUCACGUGACUGUUUUGGCCGAAGCAAUUGUUCUCCCAGUGCCACAAUCACACAAUUUCCAUGUCGUUUGUUGUUAUUGGAGUCAAUUGCUUCUGUUAUCGAUAUUUUCGGUGUAAAGAGGGUUCCACAUCUGGAGAGCGUUGUGAACGCUCUCUGUAUUGUGGUUGAUCGUGACAAUACUCCCGAUCUUGCUUACCAGGCUACUAAGCUUUCCCUCAUGGAACGCAUAGGCGAAUAUUUGAUGUCGAACUUUCCCUUUGGUUUAUCGAGUUUAUUCCAGUUGUUUGGUGCAUUCUUACCGUUCUGCGGCAGCCAUGUGGAUGAUGAAAAUAUCGUUGACAUUGAUAACGACCAUACUUCUAUGGAUAUAGUUGUGCGAAUAUUACUAUCAAAGUUUGACAGCAUUGUUAUAAGUCCACUCACUUCCCCUGUAGAAUACAAAUCUGACACCGGUGAGAUUGAGGUAACUGAAGAUAUUUAUUUGGAUGUACAACUUUUACAAAUGCUUGGUUUGGACAAACGGUUACUACUGGAUAAAUGGUUUUCUUGGGAAAUGAGCAAUAGCAUCUGUGUUAUACGUGCUGGUAUCAUGGGUAAACCUGUUCUGGUCAACGAUUUGCGUAAUUUAUCCUGGAAUGCAACGGCUAGCCCACUUGGCGAUGAUCAGGACCUAUGGGUAGUUGAUGCUGAUGUGUCUACUUCGACCUCCAAUGGCAAUAUUAGCGCGUUAUGGAUGCAGGAAGCGUCGUUGGAAAACACUGGAGUGAAUAAAUCUGGAUUGCGCGGAUGCCACUUCGAACUGAAUGAUGCAAUAACUUUCGAGAUUUAUUCGAACUCUGGGAAUGCGAAGUCACAAAAGAAUAUGACUGGGCAUUUCACUCUGCUGCGAGCUCUCUGGCUUGUUUGGAGAGGAUGUAUUAUGUACAUAGUGCAUACAGGACGAGAGUUACCACAUCAGGCCCUUGGUACUUUUGUAACUGUCAAUAGCUUACUUACUGGGAUCAUAUCUAGGUUUCCUCGUCUCAUUUCUAUGAUUGAGGACCACAUAAAUGUAACCUUUUGCAUGAAUGAGAGCAACAGCAGAUAUCCAUUUGGCCCUUCAAGCAUUAUAUUUCACUACACUCUUCUAUAUUUGGUUUGCUUGAAACAUCUUCAGUUACAUGUCAUGCUUCCUGAAGUGAUCGAUGCCAUACGAAGCUUCCUUCAACCUACUUACGUCAUACCUGUAGGUGAAAACGUCACAGAGGUUGAAUUCCACCGUUACUGGAUUUUCUUACAAUCAUUGGAGUCAUGUUCUCAGUUUUUGACUGAUGAUCAUGGUUUAUCAAUGUUCGCUUUUCUGGAGCGCAUUUUGCACGAAGAAGAGCGCCCUCUGCGUACUUAUCCAGUGACACGUGGAAUAUUAAAGUUUUUCAAGGAGUUGUUGAUUCAAUGCCCACCCGAGCUAUGGAUGCUCAGUGCUUGGCAUCAUGGUAUGUUGAAUAUGUCACAUACUUCUUUAGAAAUGGAGUCUAGCAACGUAACGCAUGGAUUGGAUCUGUCAUACUUAAAUAAUCUAAGGCGACAUGUCCAUGUGAAUGCACACAAGUCCAACGAUCUUUACAACCCUUUCCAAUCACAGUUACUUUGUGAGAUGUUUGGCUACGUCCUGAAAACCGUAUUUCAUGCUAUAAACGAUUUUGAGUUUGCUGACAGUGCGGAGCGUUUCUGUAUGGUUGAAGAUAUAGCUGAAAUAGCACAGCUUACUUGUGGUAUAUUUCGUGUUUACAACUACGAUAAUGGCAAACCCUUUUCGGCGGCAUCCGAUAGCCAAGUUCCUGAAGAUCAUUGGGCCCAAGGUCUUAAUGAGUUGAUCAAUCGCAUACUUUUGAUUCUUUCUGGGUCCAGUUACAUCAUGGGUGUUGUGAAUGCUUUGACAUUCCAGAUGGAUCUUUUGAAAUACCACCAAGGGCCAUUGGGCGCUUCCCUUGUUAUGGUAAACCCUUUGAAGUUCAGCGAGAUGAGUCUUUCAUUCUUUACGCUGCGCAGUAUAUUACAUCGACGUAUGGGUGUAGUGAUGCUGUCGAGUACUAAAGACCUAGGAUUUUACGCAUCGCAGUGUAAAUUGAAUUAUCGAUAUCGGUGGUUAAGAUUUCAUGAAAACACUUCGCUUAUGGGUCAAUCAAAGCGUAUACUGGCUGUGAAAUUGAAGUUUUUAAGAAACUUGUAUGUGAUUGCGCUCCCCAAGAACCGCAACCCGCUGUUUAAUACUUUGGCAGAAACUUUGGGAUCACCACUAUUCUUGAGAUGCCGCAAUGGAACGGACCAUCGUGGGAAGUUUAUAACAUCCCAUGAUCAACUACUGGACCCAAAGGAUCCAGUUGUUUAUUUUUCGAGGCACCAGAUGGACUUGCUGCGUGCCAGUCUUCCACAGGCAUCAGUGGUAACAUCAAUUGUGUUUCACACUUAUACAACCGGUUUUGCCUCUACUGCUACUGACAUUCUAUCACUAUAUCUGCUUCUGUCUGACCAAUUCAAGCUUCAACGGGGUGUUUACAACGAAUCAACCGUUGAUAACUCUCGCAUCAUGUUAAAUCAGUUGGCCAAUACACGAGGUCAUUACGAUAUCAUUUCUCAUACUGACAAAGACGAGAUUUGCUUCUAUGAGCAUUUGAUAUCUGUUUGCUUGGAUGGUAGAAAACGCAGUUAUGAAUUGCGAGUAUCUAUUAUGCAGUAUCUGAAUGUAGCCCUAAGUACGUGCAGUGGUAUGGAAAUGCUCUGGGAUAACAAUGGCGUGGAUGUUAAGGCUCUUUUGGACUUUGUGGACUCUAUGUUGAGAUUGCAUUUACUACAUGGUCAUGGGCAUAGUUUGGGUGAUGUUACAAUAGCACAGCAUGCCCUUUUAAUAUUGCCCCGCUUGAUUGAAUUGUCCAAGGGUACCCAGAACUACUGCUGGGAGACUAUAACGUUUUCACUCAAUGUUCUCAUUGAGUUAUGGCGUAGCUUUGAUUCCAAUUUGUUUUUAGAUGCGGAUACAACCUUUUAUCAACAGGGUGCAGCCCCUCGCAGCACCAUGGCAAAAGAGUCAUGGUUCGACAAAGUCGUCCCUGAUCUUAAUGUACACAUGUCGGAUUCUUUGGUCGAACGUCGUUUGGGACUUCUGCGCAUAAUGGGUGCUGUCUAUGCCAUUUUAGACAGCUUGAAUGCGUAUCUAUUACAUUCAAAGUUACGUUCUACUGAUCCUCCAGACGAGUUUUUGCAUCUAUUAUCUUCAGUUAGCAUGAACUGGGAAUUUAUGGAUACCCUAUUCCCUAUAGUUUUUUAUGAUUCCGGAUUUAUACAUUCCUAUGUAAAGAACGAUGUUACUGAGCGAAAGAUGGGCCAUUAUUAUCGUUUAGGCUUAUGGUUGGGUGAGGAUUGUUUAGAUCCUCUUUCACGGCUUUUGCACCAUCUAUACGACAUGAAGAUUUCUCAUCAUCAUUUGCUGAUGCAAGGUGACUCCCUGUACGGUGUUGAGCCUUUUGAUAUUACAUCGAUGCUAGGACGGUUGAACCGUUGCAACUCUCAGGCGCCUCAUAAAAAAAUUGACAAUCUCAUAUCCUCCAACAGGCUAAAUAUAAAUCGUUAUGCUAAUAUGCUAGGCGAAAUGGUUGGUCCAUCUGAAUCCAAUGCUUUGAAAAGUCGUAAAUAUGAACUAACUUCUGGCGCCACAGCUGUUAUGCCAUCCGAUCCUGGAUUUCACACGCCAUUUUAUACCUUUGGCACUGCGUAUGAGUUUGGUCACAAUUACCUUGUGGACGUUGAAAAGUUUCACCACCUCUCUGUGAUAUUGAUUACAUCAUCAGACGACAAGGCCAAUGUCUUAUAUUCCGAGGGUAUGGGUAUAGUACGUCGGCAUAUCGAAUUGAUUCCUUAUAUAGAGUCGUUGAAUGAUCUUAAAGUGAUGCUGUUGCGUCAGUUAUGCAAUUUGGUGACAAACUUCCGUUCACAAAAGCCUGCCAUUUAUUCCAGGAUGCGAGGUCUAUUGGACAAUGAUGUGGCUACACGUGAUAAUGCUAAUAUCGCUAUCGGAAAUCACAUGGAACCUUUUAAGAUGUACGUGUUUAAUGUGGCCAUGAUGCUUCAUUUUAUUAUGACUCUUCCCAGUUGUUUGUCUGAGCACCCUUUAUACAUUGGGCUAUUCAUUGACCUUUUGCAUUUAAUUCUGGAAGGAGGCUUGGACAUCAUGGAGCUGGAACCGAGCUUUUCAAAUUAUUACGAAUGCUACCGUUCAUCACAUCAGUCUGACGAAAGUGGUUCCGAUUUGGGCAUUUCCCAAGAUGGGUCCAACGUGACCAAAGGUUGCGACAAGGACAAAGUAGCUCAAGAGUUCCGUUCUUUUGCCUUAAAUGUAUUUUCUGGUCUACUUGUUCAGAUAUCUCACUAUAUUUUAGAGUUUAGCAGGCAUUUUUACAAUGUGUUGGAUGUUGAUUUCAGACCUAAAACUUCAUAUAGACGUUCGCUUCGUGUGAGGGUGGCAGCACUUUCAUCAUGUGUUGGACCUGGUGAACUCUUUAGCGCCGAGGAAGAAGGUAUGUACAUUGGUGAUGCAUCCAGUUCAGGAAAUCGCGAAUGCGUUUGCAAAACUAUUGUCGGUAAGACAGUGGUUUUAUGCAAUGCAACUGUAUGGCUUCAUUUUAUGUUAUGUUCCUUUUUCAAUUCAAUGUAUCGCAUUACUUCAUCGGUUGCUAAGGCAUGUUACAAGGCUGAGCCUCGUGAUAUCGAUGAUGGUGCUAUCGAAUGCCAUCAACGUAUGACUACUUACGCCUCUAAAGCUCUUUACGAUACUUGCAUUAAAAAGAUUGAUGCACUGCGCACUGCAAAUGAUCGUUUACUUCAAUGUUUUGCUGAUGCUGGUUGCAACACCUUGCGGAGUACGGAGGUUGAGUCUGCAUUUGUCUUUAUAAUGGGCCCCUACUCAAGCUUGUUGACUUUGCAAUCUAUUGUUUUAAGUGAUAUAAACUCAGAUUAUACGAAAGAUGUUUGUUAUCCAUAUGUGGUGCAACUAGUUGAUGCAUUGACGAAGCUUCCUUACAGCACUUCAGCGUGCAUAUCACCAAGCAUUGUUAAAUAUGGCGACUUUGUGAACUCCAGUGUUUUGACUAAGUGUGACAAGAUGUAUAUGGCUGAAUGUUUGCGCGGUAUGUCUAAGGGUUUGAUACGUUAUGAGAACUGCAAUUGGCUUCGUACUUUACUCUACAAGUUGUUUGAGCGUUUUAAUGUUAUCUUGUUGCACGGGAUUUCAUCUAUGUCAGUCCUCAAUGGCUUCAUUGAAUGCCAGUUAAUACAAAGGUUGUACUUGUAUUCUUUCCUGUGUCAGUUUGUUCAGCCUCUGCAACAUGUAAAUCCCAAGUCACUCCUAUCCAACUUCUCAGCACAUACUCUUGAUGGCACCGUUGGCAAUUGCUUAGAGGUCAUGGAGAGCAAUGUAGCCACUUGGUACCCAGCCUACCAGGUUUAUAGUGAUGGUGAGGCUGUGAGGUGCCCAUAUCACCUCUUACAUUGUGGACUACUCAGGUUUGUUUCUGAGUUGUGCAGCUAUCACAGUAGCACCAAUGCAAUGAAGAAUUCGAACAUGGAGUCUAUGUCUACUGUAAUGCCUCUACUACUGAGUGUGGUUCACUUGUUGCGUCAACGGUGUAUGCAUGUGUUGACAUCUGAUUUAACCCUGGCCACUAUGGAGGAGUGCUACGUUAUAUUUACCAUUUUACGUCAGAUAUGUAGUUGGCGUCGGCUACCCGAUUCGGAUAGUGCAUUAAUGCCUGAGUUGUUGCGUUGUUCAAUGCAAUACUGCUCUAACCUCAUACAAGCCUUCCAAAAUGGUCUGGAUAAGAUUUACGACCAGAUUCCACCAAAGACUGUGGAUGAGGGCAUACUUUCAACGAAACAUGGCCUAGAAACUAAGGUAUCGUCAGGAAACAAAUCACCUGAUGCAUUAACCAUGAACAACUCACGCCAAGUUUAUCGACAGCGCUGCUUAUAUCUUGCACUGAAAACUGUGGAAUCAUUCAUUACGUUCUUGUUGAACACUGACAUCACAUUAGGCUGUGUAAAUCAGUUACCACCAACACUGGAAGCAUUCUUGAAAAGUGGAGACCCUGCUAAUUGUCGCCGUAUGUGCGGUGUUGAUCGUGUCGUCUUCCAGUCUGUACUCCGCGGACAACCUGUGUCCAAGCCUGUGUUAUGCACUCGAGAUGACAUGUCGAAAGCAGGUCCUAACGACCCUACUUUUGAAUUGAUGUGCGAUGCUCUUGGUACUUGUGUGGAUCUCUACCUUUGGUCCUUGCGUGUCUACAGGGAGUUGCGUGGCAGCAGCAAAGAACCAUUCCUUCUUGGGUUCCGUCAAGAUGCGGAGGGCGGCGUUCACGUGGCUCUGAGUUUGUACAGUACUUUGGGUGGUGAUUAUUUCCGAAAUGGCGUUGAUAGCAUUGAUUGCCUAGUCUACGAGAAUGUUUCUGUUCGUGCUCAUAACCAUGUGGAUGUAGUUCCAUCUCAGGUACCACUCGUUGAGUUUCAGUCUCUUUUUGGGUGUGUCAUUGAGAAAAGUGCUCUUUUCUGCGCUAGUGCUGUCAAUACGAUUUUUUUGCAAAACCAACUUUACACUCACGACGAAUCACGUUCCAGAGGUCUUAUAGAUGGGCGUACCAAAGUAAUCCCAUCUUCUGGAUUAAACAACAAUUAUAUUGGUUUGCUUCAGCCAUCAUCAUCGCGGCUUCACAGCACGUUGACACUUUUGCACAAUGCCUUUUCUGAGGUUGCUUCGAAAUCCACUUACCUAUCGGAUUCUACUGUCGAAUUUUGCAAGAUGUUGGGUGAGCAGAUAGACACUCGUAUAGUUCAAUCUAAGAUGCUGUACGAUGUUUUUGGUGACAGUUAUGUCUACUUGGAGCGUUAAUCUGU
Babesia bovis T2Bo is the source of this 8608-nucleotide messenger RNA. RefSeq lists its product as uncharacterized. Lineage: Eukaryota; Apicomplexa; Aconoidasida; Piroplasmida; Babesiidae. The record is from RefSeq and is a predicted model, not a curated record. The coding region runs from base 141 to 8603 and encodes 2820 amino acids. The transcript has a single exon.